GCACAUUACAGAGGUGGUACAGCAGCACGUAACCUGUCUGACUCUGAAGAAUGGAAGAUUUCUACAACACAACUUCACAGAACAGCAGCUAUGAAUACGACGGAGAGGAAUUAGGAAUCACAGAUGUCAUAUAUGUGACAAAUUGGAUCGUCCUCUGCAUCGGCCUUCCUCUGACCAUACUGGCCAUCUAUGGCCUGUAUUCUCUGGUGAGAACAAAUCAUGUUGCUCCAAUCUACGUCAUCAACCUCCUCAUCUCUGACCUCAUUCUGUUCUGCUGCAUGAUCGUUUGGCUGACAGGACCUGAAACUCCAGAAACCAUUAUUUUACAUUACUCUUAUAAAGUUGCUACCAUAGCUCUGAUGGCCAGUGUUGGCUUCAUGACAUGUGUCGCUGUGGAAAGGUAUCUGCUUAUCGCCUGGCCACUGUGGUACCGCUUCAAACGAAGUAUCAAGGUCUCUGUUGUGGUGUGUGUCAUGGUCUGGGUCUCUACAUUGAUCUUUGUUGUUCUUAUGGAUCUUGCAUCUUAUUUCUUGUACAUACUCUUCUCCUCCAUCUACUUCCUCCUCCCCUUCCCCGUCCUUAUCUUCUCUCUGGCUGGGACCUUCAAAGCACUGUCUGCUGCCACCUCAGUCUCCUCUGAGGAAAAACGCAGAAUCGUUGGAGCUUUGAUUCUGGUGUUGUUAAAUUACACAUUGUUGUUCCUUCCUACAAUAAUUUGGUUCCUGUCUGAAAAUGUCAGAUAUGAAGUUACGCUCAACAAUCUGGCUCAAACCAUGAUCCGGAUCAGUCCUCUUGCAGACUUGGUUCUGUAUGUCUUCAUGAGGAAAGGGGCUUUUGACAGGCUGCUGGCCUGUCUGUGUUGCUGCAAGUCAGAAACACAACAAACAUCAGGUCAGACCAUCACUGUCAGUGAUGAUGUCGAGUCUUAACCAUAUUUUCAUCACUCCCUCUUUGGAAAUCUCCAUCACUUUCUUCUGACCUCUUCCAUUCAAAGUGGAUUUAGUUUCUGUAUAAUUUCCACACAGAGGAAAUCUUUAGCUCGGCUGAUGAUCUGACUAAACCUAUUUCACUGGAGAUGCUGAAUAAAAUCACACAUGUUUGCAGUCAUUCACAGGACUGGAGCCAGGAUAUUCACUGUAACUCAGCUGUUUACUUCUAUACUCAUAUAUGACUUUUUCUCUGACCUUUUUAUGAAGUUGAAAUCAUAUUUUUACCUUCUGUCUGACAGAGCACAAGUUAAAAUAGCUGAUGUCAAUCAUAUUUGGAAGUUUGUGAUAAUCAAACAAAGUUGUUUUUCCUUUUGUAAAAUUCUGAG
Messenger RNA from Toxotes jaculatrix (banded archerfish), 1315 nucleotides. Its product is annotated as mas-related G-protein coupled receptor member A6-like. The transcript has 4 exons. NCBI's taxonomy places the organism in Eukaryota, Metazoa, Chordata, Actinopteri, Toxotidae. Gene Ontology annotation, molecular function: G protein-coupled receptor activity. Gene Ontology annotation, cellular component: membrane. The record is from RefSeq and is a predicted model, not a curated record. Gene Ontology annotation, biological process: positive regulation of Rho protein signal transduction; phospholipase C-activating G protein-coupled receptor signaling pathway. The coding region runs from base 51 to 929 and encodes 292 amino acids.